Trichoderma virens Gv29-8 is the source of this 1152-nucleotide messenger RNA. RefSeq lists its product as uncharacterized. The record is from RefSeq and is a predicted model, not a curated record. Gene Ontology annotation, biological process: lipid metabolic process. The transcript has 2 exons. NCBI's taxonomy places the organism in Eukaryota, Fungi, Ascomycota, Sordariomycetes, Hypocreales, Hypocreaceae. The coding region runs from base 1 to 1152 and encodes 383 amino acids.
AUGGAAAUAUAUGUCUACCCACAGCCCCUAUAUGUUCUGCUCUGUGCAGUUGCCAUCUUUGAAGCCUCUCUUUUCUGUCUGCCGCCGCACACCUUCUACCGCGCCGCGGCUAUCGCCCUCCUCGCGGCCGUGACUUACAGCUUCCAGCUCAGCCUCCUGGAAUACUUCUCAAAUCGCGCCUUUAUAUCUCUCGCGUUGGGCGCAACCUGGACUACAUUCUUGAACGCCUUCGAAAUCCUCAUUGUGUCAAAUGUCGGCCCUCAUGACCCCGGUCUUCAGUCAGCCAACCCUGGAAAGCCCAUCUGGCGGGCAUUUCGGGCUGCUACAUUACCGUUCAACUGGCGGCGCAUUGGAACUAAGUGGCAAAUUCAGGUCCCAGCCUCGACGGAAGAUAGCUCCAUAACCGGGCGCGUGCGUUUUCUUUUCAGGAGACUGGUCGUUCUAAUCGCCUGCUAUCUCGUCAUGGACCUCUGCGCCGCCGGUCCUCCGCCAGACCCAAAUAUGAUCACGAGAGAGAAGCAAACUAUCUCAUAUCUGUUUGCUGGCACAGGGGCAACCUCAGAAGAGGUCGGUUUUCGGGUGGCAACCACCAUCGUCUUUCUUAUCAACGCAGCCAUCGUCGUAAUUGGAGUCUACGACCUUCUGGCAAUUGUUGCCGUCCUUUGUGGUGACCAGCCCCAGAGCUGGCCUCCCAUCUGGCAGGGCUGGCCGAGCCAGGCGUAUUCCGUGAGAAGAUUCUGGGGCAAUUACUAUCACCAAGGUCUGCGCAAGGCGCUUAGUGGACCGGCUGAUUGGAUUAUUGAUUUGGUUAUCCCUCGUGGUACCCUGAUCUCGCGUUACUCACGGCUCGCCCUGGCAUUCUUUUUAUCUGCAAUGCUACACCACCAGGCCGAGAGAUCCGAAACUGGACAAUUGAUAUUCUUCAGCAGUCAGGCACUUGGUAUCAUGUUAGAAGAUACAGCCCACAAGCUGUAUAGCUUCAGCCCCGUACAGCUCCCUCGACAAAUCGAGCGCGCCUUGGGGUACCUUUGGGUGCUAGUAUGGUUAGUGUGCCUUGUGCCGUACUGGUCUUAUUCGACAAUGCGCACAAUGGACGACCCUGUGAGAGACCGGGCAACCUUUGAGAUUUUCAAGAAGGUCUUAUCCAAGUAA